AUGCACGCUCUAGCACUCCUCCCGGUCCUUUUUGGGCUCGGAGCCUUCGCAGAUCUCCUCAGGACAGAAUUUCCCCACCUCAUCAUUCCCCUAGUUAGCACUGCGCCAAAUACCUCUUUCGGCACGCGCUUAGAUGCAACCAUCAGUUACUCGCCUAGCAGUGGUGCAUCAGAGUUUACCGAGAUCUCCUUCGACGUGCCCAACAACCAAGCAGCCAUCUGCCGCCUCAAAUUCUGGAUCAAUCCCGACCCCAACAAGAACGCUCCACGCGAGCUAUCCGGCGAAGCGCCCUAUGUGUUCAACAUCAGCCGUUUAGAGCCGAAGAUCAACAAAAACUCGGAUAGAUGGAAUAGCUACCCGGCAACGACGGGAUACGUCAAAACGGUGGAGCUCGAUCACUCGGGCGUGAAAUGGCAGGAUGAUGGAUGGUUUUCCUGCCCCAAGGGACAGGUUGCGCAGUUCCUAUUGCGUCCUUCGGGUAAUCGGGCUUUCAGGUAUUAUUGGUUUGAGUUGGAUUACCCAGCAGAUCAGGGCGGGGCGCAUGGAAUUGUGCUGGAGAUGCACACUUGAGGAGGAGAUGUAAUAGGCACAUAUAUAGUUGUUGAGCGACAGCUGUUUUCUUUUCAAAUACGACCGAAAUUCUUUUCUUGGACUGGGAAUUGGUUAUGUAGCUGCCAACGUUGCUUACUUAAACAAAUGACGCCAUAUACAAUGUUACGUAGCAC
Molecule: messenger RNA, 725 nt
Organism: Cucurbitaria berberidis CBS 394.84
Lineage: Eukaryota; Fungi; Ascomycota; Dothideomycetes; Pleosporales; Cucurbitariaceae
Exons: 2
Coding region: 1-570 (189 amino acids)
Source: RefSeq, a predicted model, not a curated record